This is a messenger RNA of Vombatus ursinus (common wombat), 1849 nucleotides long. RefSeq lists its product as uncharacterized. The transcript has 5 exons. Gene Ontology annotation, molecular function: nucleic acid binding. The record is from RefSeq and is a predicted model, not a curated record. The coding region runs from base 423 to 1139 and encodes 238 amino acids. NCBI's taxonomy places the organism in Eukaryota, Metazoa, Chordata, Mammalia, Diprotodontia, Vombatidae.
CUGUACCCAGUUGCCUGAGGUGUAUCCUUCCCUCCUUUUGACCAGUUCAGAUGAGUGAGGGUCCAGAGUGGGCUGUUCCCCCGACCCCUCCCUCCUUGUUUGCAUAGACUUCCACAUUCGUUCGCCAGUUGUAUAUACCCAGUACCCAGGCUUCCUGCCUCCCUUCCCCGUGCAACUCCCGCUCAGCAUCCGUCCCUGGGCCUGCCCAGGCGACUUCCCAGCAUUGACUGGGUCCUCCUGGAGACCUGUCGUGCCAAAGCCUGGACUCCCUGCUCCCCGUCUGUUCUCUUCCUCCGUAGAACAAAGGGCUCUUCAGCUUUGUCAGCCUGCAGCUGUUUGGGCCCCUGGAGAAGACCGCCAGGGGAGCCCGCUUUGCCUUUGUGACUACUGACUACUUUACAAAAUCAGUCCUUGCCGCACCUAUGCAAACCUGCUCCCCCGAGGACACUGGCAGGCAGAUCUUUGAGCUGGUGAGGAAGUUUGGCCUACCGGAAGGCAUCUUCAGCACUCAGCAGCAAGGCUUCAUCCUCCAGCUAAAUAAAAUUUUGAAAAUGGCCUUGAAAAUAAAACGUAACCUGGUUGUUGAAUACUGUCCUCAAACAGACGGGUUCCUAGAAGACACCAAGGCCUUUGUGAGGAGGCUUCUCUCCCUGGUGCUGACAGCAAACCCGACAGAUUGGGACCAACACCUCCAUGAGGUUUUCUUCCUCCAGAGCAGACCCUCUGACUACGAAGAGGAGGAGGACUUGAGUGGCCCAGAGGUCAAGUUGCAAGACGUCUCCUGUGCCCCUGAUGCAAACUGCUCCCCAUUCGUCUGUGCCCCCGAGGCCCCGCAGAGCUGCCCAGAUAGCGAGAGGGACUCCCCGGUGAGAGCCCCAAGAAGCGAGGACAGGUGUCUGUAUUGUAACAGGCUUCCCGAUGAGGGUGACAGUGAUGUGUUUGCUGUGCUACAGUGCGACCGAUGCCAGGUGUGGGCCCAUGACUUGUGUGUGACGAGGCGGCAUGGACGAGUGUAUCAGAAAACCAGCGUCCGGUGCAGAACCUGCCUCCUGGCAGAUGAAGGAGCGGGGCCGGGGCCCGGACCCUUCUCCAGAGCUCUGGAAGCAGAGGGGAGCAGGUCAAGCAGCUUGGGGCCCUAAGGAGGACCAUGGGACCAAUGUGGCCGGCCACGGGCACCACCGGGCAGCAAACACUCAUCAUCUUCCCGCCUUCCAAGUAGCUGGUGGGCCCUGAGCCUGGGCCUGCCCCAUCUCUGCCAGGGACAGACAGAUGUGCCCUGCGUGAGGACCGUGUACAAACGCUGCUGCGAUGGGUGAAGUCACUACAACCUCCAAUGUCUGUUCCAUGUAUUCUUUAGUUUUGAGAUCCCUAAAAAAGUAAAUCAGCUGCCCUUCUCCUACCCUCCCCCAACACUUACUCACAAGGCCUCUGUGACCCAGCUUCCCCUCCCUUCUCCGAGGAGCCAGGAUGGUCAGACAACAGUCAACAUACAUCUCUCUGAUGCCUGCCUGUCAUGGGACAGUCACUGUGCCCACCUCUUGGGAUACGAAGGUAGAAAUGAACCUGUCCUCCCUGAGACUGCAUCUCGGACUCUGGACCCCUAGCCCACCACCUCCCUACAAAGACACAAGAUAAUAUUUUAUUAAAAGUUAAUAUUUACUAUUUGGGGGUUAGUUGGGAAGUUUUGCUGUGACAAAAUUUAGUAUGAAAAUAAUUUUUAUAGCUUUUUGAUUUAUCUGUAAGCUCCAUCCCUCCAAAAAAAAAAUCAAAUUCUUUUAAGAGACUUAAAUUUUGUCAGUGGUGUAUAGUUCCUGGUUUUCUGUGUCAUAGUAACUAAUUUUGAAAUUUA